Messenger RNA from Alosa sapidissima (American shad), 3720 nucleotides. RefSeq names its product G protein-coupled receptor 12 (gene gpr12). The record is from RefSeq and is a predicted model, not a curated record. Gene Ontology annotation, cellular component: membrane. Lineage: Eukaryota; Metazoa; Chordata; Actinopteri; Clupeiformes; Clupeidae. The transcript is spliced from 2 exons. Gene Ontology annotation, molecular function: G protein-coupled receptor activity. Gene Ontology annotation, biological process: G protein-coupled receptor signaling pathway. Bases 346 to 1368 code for a protein of 340 amino acids.
CGCAGACGGCUGGGUAUCGAGCUGUUGCUGCCUAUUCUACCAUCAAAGGGGGGAAAGACCUGUUCCCGAAUCCGCCCGGUUUCGGAAUCCGCCGCCACCCCUCCCAUCAGCCCUUUGCACAGCCGCAGUCGGUAGCCUAAUGAUGUUCGUUAAGACGGUACAGCGCCGCUGUCGCUGUUGCUCUUGAGACCCUCACAAAGAAACGGUCAUCGGCUUCGAAUUUCCCGUGCGGCUUGUUUCAGUGCUGCACCUGCCACUGGCUUUUACCAUAAUAUGGCAAUACAUCAAGGUCGUGAACACUUCUAAACAGACGCCUCACCUCCAAGAAUCAAGACGGGGGGCACCAUGAGUGAGGAGGCGCCAGUCACCCCUAGCUGGUUCGGGUCAGAGUCCACCUGGGCCAGCGGAGGGGGUGGUAUGGAGAAUGUCACCAUGGUGACGUUUCCUCCGGCGCCUGCCUUCCCACCUCGGUACCCACCUGAGCUGCUCAUGAACCCUUGGGACAUUGUGCUGUGUUCCUCGGGCACGCUGAUCGCCUGCGAGAACGCCCUGGUGGUUCUGGUGAUCUGGCAGAACCCGGCUCUCCGGGCCCCUAUGUUCCUGCUGAUUGGGAGCCUGGCACUGGCGGAUCUGCUGGCCGGACUGGGCCUGGUUUUGCACUUCACCUUCGCCUACCUGCUCCGGUCCGACUCGGCCCAGUUGCUCACCGUGGGCCUGGUGGUGGCCUCCUUCACUGCCUCGGUCUUCAGCUUGCUGGCCAUCACCAUCGACCGCUACCUGUCGCUCUACUACGCCCUGACCUACAACUCGGAGAGGACGGCGGCUUUCACCUACACCAUGCUGGUGCUCCUGUGGAGCGCGUCGGUGUGCCUGGGCCUGCUGCCGGUCACAGGGGUCAACUGCCUGGGCCAGGAGUCCACCUGCAGCGUGGUGCGGCCUCUGACCAAGAACAACGUGGUCGUCCUCUCCGUCUCAUUCCUCCUGCUGUUCGGACUCAUGCUGCAGCUGUACGUGCAGAUCUGCAAGAUUGUCAUGCGCCACGCUCACCAGAUCGCCCUGCAGCACCACUUCCUGGCGGCCUCGCCUCACUACGUCACCACGCGGAAGGGCGUCUCAACGCUUGCCCUCAUCCUGGGCACGUUCGCCGCGUGCUGGAUGCCGUUCACUGUCUACUCCCUCAUCGCCGACUACACCUAUCCGCCGCUGUACACCUAUGCCACCCUGGUGCCCGCCACUUACAACUCCGUCAUCAACCCCGUCAUCUACGCCUUCCGCAACCAGGAGAUCCAGAAGGCGCUGUGGCUGAUCUGCUGCGGGUGCAUCCCAGCCAGUGUGGCCCACCGGGCCCGCACCCCCAGCGACGUCUGAUGUCAGGCGCCUCUCUGGGUUGUGCUUCUGGGGUGGCUGAUGGAUGAUAGAGCAGCCCAGAGAGCUGGCUGCCAAACUUCUAAUCAGCAUCUGUCUCCCAGGGCGGUGGUGAAGACACACCUUCCUUACCCCUAUGGAAUGCAGGCAGGGAAAUGUCUGUGUAUGUGGCCUCGUAAUUGUCUUCCCCUUUGGUGUAAAAUCUGAGCACUGCCACGGGAUCCUUCUCUGUCCACUAUAUUUUACUUCUCCUGAAAACGAGGUGCCACGCCCUGUCUGGAAAAAGGGACGGGUUUUCUUGUGGUAGGCAGCUGUAUAUAAUGUGUAGAUAUUAAGUUAUCCUCACUGGCUUGUGUUGAUGUAUGCUCGUCUCCUAGGCUGCUAUUUGAAAAAAAAAGUCUGGCCACGCCAUGGAGAGCGCGUAUCGCUGAAGACAGGGGCCGACCAAAAGGCGGGCCUGUGCCGUGGAACCGAGGCUCGCGCAUCUCGUCUCGCUGCUGCACUCUGAACGUGUGCUGAAAGCUAAACGAUCGCUUGAUACUAAAAAUAGCCCAGGCGUCCUCCGCAGUUGCUGGAGAAAGCGAACUGGAGGAGAGAGGAAGAGGCGCCUUUGUCGCUUUCUUAACCUCUAACGUCUCCGAAUGUACGACAAUUCCUCUUAAAACGACCAUUCAGAGCUAACAACAAUCUCGAUAAGGAAAAUCCGCCGUGUAAAAUCCUUCAAUGCCUUUAUUUUACGAGAAGCCUAUGUGAAAUAAUGUCUGUCCACGUCCUUUCAUACACAACCACAAGAUAAAACAGGGACCUCUGUAGGUAUAAAUGAUAGGCUAGAGCUCGUUGCCAGUAGGCUAAGGUCUGUACUGUUCAACUGACUGUUGAAUGUGCUGAAGACGCAAAUUAUCCACCUUUGCGCGUAGUGCGGUUUGGUUGAAGGCUCGUUUAAAUGUAGGCUAGUGGCAGUUCUCUAGAGAUGAAUGUAUUUUUGUAGUUAAUGUUUUUCUCUGCAGUGAUCAUCAGAAUUUCAGAAUUAAACCGUAAUUUACACUUUAUUCAGUGGAGUGAUGACCAGUGGAUAUCCUUUGUAAAUCGGUGACAGUCAAAAAGGCAUUUUUUUCCACGGCUAGGCUUAAAAAAAAAAAAAAAAAAAAGUUAAAUGAUGCACGUGCAGGUCUACAUGCAAGUCUGAAAUAGGAGGGGUAGCUCGGGUACCCAGGUUGAGCCUUUAGCUAAAUUAUGUUCUGCGCAUGUUUGAAAACUGGAGUUUAUUAAAGAUUAACAGAACGUGAACACGUGAAUCAACGACCAAAAUAAAGCACCAAAUUAGGUAGGCCUACACUAAAACGCACGAUAAUCUUAGAAUAGCAUCAUCUCACGUGGCUGUCAGAUAAUCCGUGUGGUUGAAUCGCCUACAACAUGAGCAUCAAACUGAGCACAAUGCAAUCGCCAGGACAUGUCGAUUAAGGUCAGUUAGAAAGCUGUGGAAAUAUUAAGGGCAAAAAAUCUUCCCAUGUUUCUGAGAGGACUCACGUAACAUCGUUUCGGAGAGGUCGAAAUUAUAUGGAGUCAUUCCUCCAUCACUUGCCUCCGACAAAUGACCGCUGAAAUUGAUACAGUCCUAUAACUGCUUCCCCCUGCCUUUCCGUUGCAGUACCACAAUGAGCUAAUUCUGGCCUCGGCCACCACAGCAUUCAACUGCUACACCUCUCACCCCAGACCGCCCCGGCUCCAUUUAACCGGACUCCAUCAGCCAGCAAUAACUUCGUGCUUACUCUUUCACCGAUUUAUAGCAAUACUUCAACCGAUUUAGCAGCAAUAAAAAAACCUUGCACCAGUAACAUAAUCACAGCAUUCAGCUAUCAGCUGAAUCACAGCUAUCACUAAACCUGCCAUAAAACGGAGUGACUACGGAGAAAAUAACCUGACUGACCAUAAGACCUUAUCUGACCAAUCUGAAACAUAACCACAACAUUGGUUGUGUUCAUAAUGUGACAGAUUUCCUUCCCUCUUAACCUGUACUACUCAGAUGUCACUGCCUCAUGUACGUAACCUUGAGAUUCUGUCCUGAUGGGCCGUAUGUUCCCUGAAUGUCAUUUCCCGUAUUUAGCUAUGAAUGAAUCUAUAACUAUACCCUCAAUGUGACAGUAGCCUAUUCAUCUGUUUGCAGUUAAACUUGCAUUGCUUUUUGUGGAUAUUUCGAAGUGUACAUGUAUUGUGACCUAAACUGUCUGGAUGUAUGUGACCUAAGGACAGUUAUUUGUGCAUUCGAGUUGCAUGGCUGUACGUGUGGAUGUCCGUGUAUGCGUGAGUGUGUGUGUGUAUGUGUGCAGCGUGUGUAUGCAUGUGUGUGUGUGCUUC